UGGUCUUCUCCGGUCGCUGUUUGCUCCCAGUUCCCUCCCAGUGCUCCCAGGAGGAGCGAUACUGGGAGAGAAAGCGUUCCCACUUCAUUCCUGCUGCUCUCAGGAUCGCUCCCAGUGCCGCGCGGGGCGGAGUCGCUUUGGAACUCCAGGGCAGAGCGCGGCUGCUUUUGGGUGUCGGCACCGGCCGGGCCGGGCUGGGAGCGGAGGAGGAGCGGGAGGAAGAGGAGGGAGAAAGAAAAAGGACGAGGAGGAGCGGGAGGAAGUUCCCCGCCUCCAUAACCCGCAGCAGGAUUUCCCAUUCCCAAACCUUGGCCGGAUGGAGAAGGAGAGGUCUGCGAGUAAGAGGAAGAUGGCCCGGGAAGCCCAGGCAGACAAGGAGCUGAGCACGGAGACCAGGGAGGAGAAAUCCCCACGGCAGAUCCUCGUGGAAGAGGCUGUUUUGAGCGGCUCCAUGGCAAAGGAAUCCAAAAGGGAAGAAAAGCCACAGAGAUCCCACACGAGGAAGGGCUACAGACGGAAAGCACAGGGAUCUGAGGAAGAAAGAUCCACCCUGGGCCAGGAAGAUGGCCAGAACUCGGAGCUGGGGGUCCCUAAGCAGCUUCAUGAUGGGGAGAAGCCCCACAAGUGUCCAGAAUGUGGGAAGAGCUUCAGGUGGAGAUCCUUCCUAAACCGCCACUUGGGAAUCCAUACAGGGGAACAGCCCUAUGAGUGUGGCGCGUGUGGGAAGGGCUUCAACUGGAUCUCUGACAUGAUCAAACACCAGAGGAGCCACACUGGAGAGAGGCCCUACGAGUGUUACCAGUGCAAGAAGAGGUUUCUGACCAGCUCCAGUCUCCUCCUGCACCAGCGGAUUCACACAGAUGAGAGGCCCUUCCGCUGCCCCGAAUGUGGGAAAGGCUUCAAGCAGAACUCUCACCUUAUCCCCCACCGGCGCAUCCACACUGGGGAGAGGCCCUACAAGUGUGGAGAGUGUGAGAAGAGCUUCAGCCGGAUCUUCACCCUGAUUUCCCACUGCAGGAUCCACACGGGGGAACGGCCCUACUACUGUGUAGAGUGUGGGAAGAGCUUCCGCCAGAACUCCAGCCUUACUGUCCACAAGAGGAGCCACACGGGGGAACGGCCCUACAGAUGUCGGGCGUGUGGGAAGAGGUUUCUGCUCAGCACUGAUCUCCUCGUGCACCAGCAGAUUCACACGGAUGAGAGGCCCUUCCACUGUCCUGACUGCGGAAAGGGCUUCAAGCAGAACUCCACCCUUGUCAGACACCGGCGCAUCCACACCGGGGAGAGGCCCUAUGAGUGUCCCGAGUGUGAUAAGAGCUUCUCACAGAGGUCUAACUUAACCCAGCACCAACAGAAGUGCCACUAAGGAAAGCCCUGUGUCUGCCCUGAGUGGAGGAAGAGCUUUGUGCGCUGCUCCAUCUCCCUCCCCCAUGGGAGGAUCUGCACUGGAUGAUCCCCAGUGACCCCAGUGGGCAGAGCCCCAGUGAUCCAUGGUGCCAAUGAUGCUUGUUGGGAGGACACCUGGCUGGGGGCUCCACAUCCUCCUGGCUCCCUGUGGGCACCUGCAAACAUCCACAGACCAACAUCAGAAUUCCAUUGUGGAGAGCAGAUUUGCCGACUUCUAACCCCAGAAAAAUCUUACAUUUUGUGUCUUCUGGUGGUAUCAAGCAACACUGGAUAUCCUUGGAGGUCUUCUUUAACAUUAAUCCAUUGUUUCAAUUCUCUCUGGCCAAUGGGCAUCUUCCACAGCCAAAUGGGGACAGAUUGGGGCAAAACCCACAAUUGUGGAGACAGUGGAGUGGAAACCCCUUCAGAAUAAAUUCUUCCCACCCACCCAAGCACAUGGAUGUUCUGCCGGCAGGGACAUGUAAAUCCUUUUGAUUUGGCCUUGAAAUUAAAAGGUUUCUAUUCAUCACUUUGAAAGCCCUGAAAUUGGGGUAAAAUUAAAGCUGUUGAACUAAGGCAUGGAUGGGGAUACAGACAUGGGUGGGGCCAUGGGGGGACUUGGACAUGAUUGGGGACAUCCGGGACAUGAAUUGGGAUAGCAUCAAUGCCGCCUCCUGUGCCACCACAGUGCCACCAGCACCUUCAUCUCAGCCAUGGCAAAGCACAGCCCAGUGCUGUUCCUGCCACCAUGUCCCCCCUGACACCACUGCGGUGUCCCAGCCUAAUGUCACCCCCCACCAGGGCAGGACGAGGAUCUUGUUCAGCUGGUGACAAAUGGCCCAGAAGCAAGUGACAGUCACCAGGGUGUCCCAGGGCCACCCAAGGCAUUCUAAGGACCCCAGCAGGCCCUAGGGACAAGGCGAGGGUCAGUGUCUCCAGUGGGGUCACAUGGCCCUACACUGGGUGUCACCUGAUGUGUUCUGAUGGGAGUGUCCCCAGAGCUGU
Molecule: messenger RNA, 2391 nt
Organism: Hirundo rustica (Barn swallow)
Lineage: Eukaryota; Metazoa; Chordata; Aves; Passeriformes; Hirundinidae
Product: zinc finger protein 239-like
Exons: 3
Coding region: 317-1366 (349 amino acids)
Biological process (GO): regulation of transcription by RNA polymerase II; central nervous system development
Cellular component (GO): nucleus
Molecular function (GO): RNA polymerase II cis-regulatory region sequence-specific DNA binding; DNA-binding transcription factor activity, RNA polymerase II-specific
Source: RefSeq, a predicted model, not a curated record